This is a messenger RNA of Apodemus sylvaticus (European woodmouse), 2977 nucleotides long. RefSeq names its product protein kinase C gamma (gene Prkcg). Lineage: Eukaryota; Metazoa; Chordata; Mammalia; Rodentia; Muridae. Gene Ontology annotation, molecular function: ATP binding; diacylglycerol-dependent serine/threonine kinase activity; zinc ion binding. The record is from RefSeq and is a predicted model, not a curated record. Gene Ontology annotation, biological process: protein phosphorylation.
CCUCGAUGCCCCAGCCUUCUGGUCUGACCCCACCCGCUUUCUCCCCGUCGGUGCAGCCGGUGCCUGGGUGUUGCUUUCUGCCCGGCGCUACGCACCGUUAGGUGCCUCGCCCCUGUCCUUCCUAUCUCACAGUCUGCGGAGUCCCCCUGUCGCUGUCCACCUGUUUCCUCAGCAAAAGGGCCAGCCCGUGAUCCCUGCUGCGAUCCUGGGGCCAUGGCGGGUCUGGGCCCUGGCGGAGGCGACUCAGAGGGGGGACCCCGACCCCUGUUUUGCAGAAAGGGGGCGCUGAGGCAGAAGGUGGUCCACGAGGUGAAGAGCCACAAGUUCACCGCUCGUUUCUUCAAGCAGCCAACCUUCUGCAGUCACUGUACCGACUUCAUCUGGGGCAUUGGAAAGCAGGGCCUACAAUGUCAAGUCUGCAGCUUUGUGGUCCACCGCCGAUGCCACGAGUUUGUGACCUUCGAGUGUCCAGGCGCUGGAAAGGGCCCCCAGACAGACGACCCUCGCAACAAGCACAAGUUCCGUCUGCACAGCUACAGCAGUCCCACCUUCUGCGACCACUGUGGUUCCCUCCUCUACGGGCUGGUGCACCAGGGCAUGAAAUGUUCCUGUUGCGAGAUGAAUGUGCACCGACGCUGUGUGCGCAGCGUGCCCUCCCUUUGCGGCGUGGACCACACGGAGCGCCGUGGACGUCUCCAACUGGAAAUCCGGGCUCCCACGUCAGAUGAGAUCCAUAUUACUGUUGGUGAGGCCCGGAACCUCAUUCCUAUGGACCCCAAUGGCCUGUCUGAUCCCUACGUGAAACUGAAGCUCAUCCCGGACCCUCGGAACCUGACAAAACAGAAGACAAAGACCGUGAAAGCCACACUGAAUCCCGUGUGGAAUGAGACCUUCGUGUUCAACCUGAAGCCAGGGGAUGUGGAGCGCCGGCUGAGCGUGGAGGUGUGGGACUGGGAUAGGACAUCCCGAAAUGACUUCAUGGGCGCCAUGUCUUUUGGUGUCUCAGAGCUACUCAAGGCACCUGUGGAUGGAUGGUACAAGUUACUGAACCAGGAGGAGGGCGAAUAUUACAAUGUACCGGUGGCCGAUGCUGACAACUGCAGCCUCCUCCAGAAGUUUGAGGCCUGUAACUACCCCUUGGAAUUGUAUGAGAGAGUGCAGAUGGGCCCCUCUUCCUCCCCCAUCCCUUCUCCAUCCCCCAGCCCCACGGACUCCAAGCGAUGCUUCUUUGGUGCCACCCCAGGACGCCUGCAUAUCUCUGACUUCAGCUUCCUCAUGGUUCUAGGGAAAGGCAGUUUUGGGAAGGUAAUGCUGGCAGAGCGCAGAGGCUCCGAUGAGCUCUAUGCCAUCAAGAUACUGAAAAAGGACGUGAUCGUCCAGGAUGACGACGUCGACUGUACCCUCGUGGAGAAGCGCGUGCUCGCGCUGGGAGGCCGAGGUCCUGGAGGCCGGCCACACUUUCUCACACAACUGCACUCCACCUUUCAGACUCCGGAUCUUUUGUGUGCUACUAAGCCACACCCACUCCUCCUCAGGACCCGCUUGUAUUUUGUGAUGGAGUACGUCACUGGGGGUGAUUUAAUGUACCACAUUCAGCAGUUGGGCAAGUUUAAGGAGCCCCACGCAGCAUUCUACGCUGCCGAAAUCGCCAUAGGUCUCUUCUUCCUUCACAACCAGGGCAUCAUCUACAGGUCAAUCAUUGCCUACCAGCCCUAUGGGAAGUCUGUGGACUGGUGGUCUUUUGGGGUCCUGCUGUAUGAAAUGUUGGCCGGACAUGGUAAGGCAAACCACCCUUUGAUGGGGAGAGAUGAGGAGGAGCUGUUUCAAGCUAUCAUGGAACAAACUGUCACCUACCCCAAGUCACUUUCCCGGGAAGCUGUGGCCAUCUGCAAGGGGUUCCUGACCAAGCACCCAGGAAAACGCCUGGGCUCAGGGCCAGAUGGAGAAGCCACCAUCCGGGCUCACGGCUUUUUCCGUUGGAUCGAUUGGGAGAGGUUGGAGAGACUGGAAAUUGCGCCUCCUUUCAGACCACGUCCGUGUGGCCGCAGUGGCGAAAACUUUGACAAGUUCUUCACGCGGGCAGCGCCAGCGUUGACCCCGCCAGACCGCUUGGUCCUAGCCAGCAUCGACCAAGCUGAUUUCCAGGGCUUUACUUACGUGAACCCGGACUUCGUGCACCCAGAUGCCCGUAGCCCAACAAGCCCUGUGCCCGUGCCUGUCGUGUAAUCUCAUUUGCUGCCGCUAGGUGUCCCCAGUGCUUCCUCCGCCAAGCCGGCUGUAACACCCAUCCACCCUCUCUAGUCCUGAAUUCUAGGUCUCUUACCCCACCCAGCCUUCUGGCCUCUUUUAGGCACCCCAACGAGUUCUAGACGCUGUUCCCCAGCAUUACUGGCAUUUUAAACUUCAAACAGUCUCUAGAGCCUUUCUGUGUUCUAGAUUCCGUUGUGCUGAGCCCUGUUUUCCCUCACCCCCAACAUCUGGAUACUGUUGCAACUCUUCCCAGAAACCCCACUUGGUAGUUUUAUGCCUUCUCUCUCCCUAGACCAUUCUGGGAGAAAUAGUCUCAUGAGAUUGCCUGCUCCAGACUAAGAUUCCAGAUCUGCUCCCCGCAUCCUUCACAGCCCCUCCUACCUCCACUUUCAGUUGUAGAAUUAAGUGAGAGGCUGGGCUCUAGCAGUCCAGACCACCUCCGUUCCACAUUCUGGGGAUUCCUGGCAUGCACCGAGAAUUCUUUCUCCCGACUUUUCUCAGUCAGCUUUUGUUCUAGACUCGUUCCAGAACCCCUCACUGCUCACCUGCCCCGUGCAUGACUCCAGCCUUGGUCGGAAUCACACACACACACACACACACACACACACACACACACACACAUCUUGUCCUCCGCAGUGCCUGCCACUUUCUGGGGACUUUCUCAUCCUGCACCCUCUUCCUUUAUCCUCUCCCACCCAGACACAGCUGCUGAAGAAUAAAUUUGGGA